GAGACAAUGGUUGGUGGAUGGAUUGCAGCCAGAUGUAUCAGCACCAGGAGUGGAGAUUCUCGCAGCCUAUUCACCUUUGAGUUCACCAUCUGAGGAAGGGAGCGAUAAAAGACAUGUAAAGUACUCUGUUUUGUCCGGAACCUCCAUGGCUUGUCCACACGUUGCAGGCGUGGCUGCGUACAUCAAGACUUUUCAUCCUGAAUGGUCGCCUUCCGUGAUCCAAUCUGCCAUCAUGACAACCGGUAAACAAAACACAUAACCUCGUAACCUCUGUUUGCAAAACUCAUUCUUAUAAAGUCUCUUUAUUUAUCUUUGCAGCUUGGCCAAUGAAUGCUAAUAGAACUGGCUUCGCAUCAACCGAUGUCCUUGCAUCAACCGAGUUUGCUUCUGGAGCUGGACAUGUCGACCCAAUAGGCGCUCUUAAUCCUGGACUUGUCUACAAACUGGACAAAUCAGACCACAUCGCCUUUCUCUGCGGCUUGAAUUACACUUCGAAAACCCUUCAGCUCAUCGCCGGUGAAGCCGUCACUUGCAGUGGAAAGACCUUACCAAGAAACCUCAACUAUCCUUCAAUGUCAGCUAAAAUUUAUGACUCUAAUAACUCCUUCACCGUGACUUUCAAAAGAACCGUCACCAACCUCGGUACCCCCAACUCUACGUACAAAUCAAAGAUCGUCUUAAACCGCGGAGCUAAGCUCAAUGUUAAGGUCUCGCCUAAUGUUCUUUCUUUUAAAAGGGUGAACGAGAAUCAGUCUUUCACGGUAACUGUUUCAGGCAACAAUCUCAACCGAAAACUUCCUUCAUCUGCAAAUUUAAUCUGGUCUGAUGGAACACAUAACGUGAGAAGUGUCAUUGUUGUCUACAUUGGUGAUUACUCGUGAGGCAUUAUUAGUUUACCAUAUUCAUCAUUAUCAUUAUAUUGUCGCCGAAUCGCCGAUGUGUUUCUUUAUUCUACAUUUGUGUUUCAAUUUUUUCUGAUGAUUGGUUUUUGUGUUUCUUAGAUCACAGUUUCAGAGCUUUGCAUUUACUUGAAUUA
This is a messenger RNA of Arabidopsis lyrata subsp. lyrata, 1036 nucleotides long. RefSeq names its product subtilisin-like protease SBT4.7. The transcript has a single exon. The record is from RefSeq and is a predicted model, not a curated record. The coding region runs from base 327 to 881 and encodes 184 amino acids. NCBI's taxonomy places the organism in Eukaryota, Viridiplantae, Streptophyta, Magnoliopsida, Brassicales, Brassicaceae.